GCGGCAAACGCUCUCCGCGACGAAGUCCUGCAAAAUCCUGCGUGAUGCGAUCGGGAGGGUCCCCGUGCGGGACCGAUGCGCUCGACAGCGCGUCGUCAUCAAGGGGAGGGGGAGGCAAGGGAAGCGGAUGGGGGAAGGCCUUGGCACGUGGUCAUCCGCGCGGCGUCGCCAUCUCGGUUUCGGCUUCCCGAUCCCGAUCCGGAUCCGGCGUCCCCACGUGGUCAUCCGGAUCCGGACCCGACGUCGCCACGUGGUCAUCCGCGCUGCGUCGCCAUCCCGAUCCGGAUCUGGAUCUGGCGUUGCCACGUGGUCAUCCACGCGACGAUCCCGAUCCGGAUCCGGAUCCGGAUUCGGCGUCGCCACGUGGUCAUCCGCGCGGCGUCCCCAUCUCGGUUUCGGCUUCCCGAUCCCGAUCCCGAUCCAGAUCCCGAUUGCCACGUGGACCUGCCACGUGGCAGCGCCUACCUCCGCCGAUAUCGACAGCGCCGCUUCGGUGGUCAUCAUGGCCCUGCCACGUCCCGUUCUGGGAUUGCACUGACCGUCGCGUCUAGUGGCAUAGCGGCGACUCUUUUAACGGGGGGUCGAACGUUUCACUUCCGAUUUCACGCACCUUUGAAACCUGAUAACACGCGUCCUUUCUUGAUUGCGAAACAAAGUGAUCUUGCGGAACUUAUCCGCCGUGCCGACUUGAUUGUUUGGGACGAGGCUCCGAUGAGUAACAAGUUUCACUUGGAAGCUCUUGACAUUACGCUUCGGAACCUUUGUAACAAUGACGAGCCGUUUGGCGACUCUCGAAUGCCGCAUAAGUACGACACUCGUGCUAAGAGGAAAGCAAUGACAACCAGCAAUACCACUCAGUAUGAUACGAAUAUUACGUCGAAAGUUGGAGCCGAACAUUCGGAGAAGUCGAAGAAAAGUGGGAAUGAUGAGAUGUCGGUGAAUCUUGGAAGUGAACAUGCUUGGGAUGAUCAUCCUAUUUUGCGUGAGGUUGAACGUGAACGUUCUCAACAGAAUACCCUUGAUGAUGCUGAGAAAAUGGUUGUGGAGGGGGAUGCUCACAAUUGUUGUGUUGAUGGGGAUGGUUCGUAUAGAGGUCAGUCGGGUAGACUUAUUAACCUUACAUUUCACGAUCUCGAGGAUGAUAACGUUACCGAUGAUUCGAAAGGAGACUUGGUUGAAUCUACAUUGGUGAGAAAAAAGAGCCGUCGUGCGAAAACUAAUGUUUUGGAUUCGCCCCGAGUUUCCGAGCCUACGCUCAAUAAUAAUCGGGUGGAACGGCAACCGGUUGCUCAUAAAACGGGAACUCAGAUUUUAAGAGCGAUAAAUCAGCUCCCUGCCGAGGCACUUGCAUCUCUUGAAUUUUGUGCACCGCUCGCUGGACGUGCACGUGUUCUUGAUUCGUGUUCGCAAUUUCAACACAGUGGACGCGAAAGAGAUGUUUGUGUCACAUCUCAACCGCAAAAUCGUGCGGGUGUUAUUGUGGUGUCCGACGAUAAGCAUGAACCCGCAAUCCAUGCUCCGAAUCCGCGUGCUUACCUUGGAAAAUGGUUCGAGGAUGCGAAGAAGGUUGGCAUACAAAAUGUUUUGACCGAGCUGCUUUUUGAAAUGUUUGUCAAAAGUGCCAUAGUCGUAAAAGAUAGACGAAUAUGAGAAAACUUCCUCGAGUGGAAAAGAAACAAACUCACUAACAUGCG
Molecule: messenger RNA, 1694 nt
Organism: Chara braunii
Lineage: Eukaryota; Viridiplantae; Streptophyta; Charophyceae; Charales; Characeae
Source: the annotation of a GenBank genome assembly